UCAAGUUCGGGUGUGGAGCUGCAAUUUCCCAAGAUUGAUCUAUCUGUCUCAGUGUUCUACAAGCUGUGACAUUAAGGCCUCCUAAACUGGCUGUCCUCUCUGAGUCAGGGGAGUCAUUGCUAUUGAACAAAACUCAAAAGGCCCUCAUAAUGGUUAGACUGGAAGAUACUUUUCCUUCACGUGGAUGGGAAAAAUAAAUUCUGUCCCCUUUCACGUUCUCAGAAUAUAGAUCCUAUUUUGCCUUUCAUAAAUACUUGUUUUUCAAGGUAGAGAGUUGUGUGGAGCAUGGCAGGAUAUGAUCCUUCUUGCUCAUUAUUACCAUUUGCAAACCAGAAGGAUAUGGGGCUAGGAAGGUUUUUUGGACAAAAAAAAGCCACACCCUACCCUGGAUGACCACAGAAGAUCCCUCAUUGCCUCCCCCUGCUACUGGGGAGUGUCACAGAGGCCAAGAGAGCUCUGAAGUUGAUAUAUUUAGGGACAUGGUAGAGAGUAGGAACAUGACUAAGAAUGUUCCCAUAACCACCACACCAGAUAACUCCUUCAUCCCCUCACUUGAUGUUGCCAUUGGUUCCCUUGCCAAAGACAAUGUACUGGAUGAAUCAUCCACCUCCGUACAGAAGGACAACCAUUUUGAGAAGGCCUCUCUAUCUCCAGCCAUGCCUCCAGAGGGGAUUACAAGGGCAGAUGUGUCAAACUUACCAGACCAAGGGCAAGAGGAUAUCCAUUCGGUUCAUCAGAGCAAGAUACCAAGUCCCUCCACAGAGCAGUUAAAUGUAGAUGAUACUUCAAGUCUGUUGGCCCAAGGGAAACAUGGCAGUCAUUUUGAGUGCCAUGGCAAGAUACCAGAUGCCUUUGCAGAGCAACAGUGUCAUACUGGGACAUCAGAACAGCUGGCCCAAGGGGAGGAGGCCAGCCAGAACCACUGCUAUUAUAAGGACCUAAGUGGACCCAUUGGCUCCCUGAAACAUUUAAAACUUGGCCAAGAGGAAGAAGGAGGUGCCCUUGUUCAUUGUAGGGAUACCUUGGACAUUUCUUCAGAGCAAGAGAAUUCUACCAGCACCUCACAUCAACUGGGCACAAGGGAAGAAAGUGGCAUUGUGGGGAGCCACGGCCAGGCUCCUGCUUCAGGUUCUCCAGAACAACCAGAACUUGCCAGUAGCCCAAAACAAGCUGUCUGUAACAGGGAGAACAGCCAAGAGGAAUGUGCUGCUGUUGUGUCACCUGAAUCUCCCAGCAUUCUACUUCUGGAGACAAAUUCCUCAAGGCAUUCAUGGGAGGGAUUCCCUAGCCACCAUUCCAGUUCUAGUACCUCUGCUGAGUAUCAGGGGACAUUUAAUGCUGUUGGCUUUAAUCAAGAAAUAAAGCUAGGGUGUCAGGACAGUGUAGAGACCAGCAAGGAGGAAGGCAUACCCACUGGACAGUUCUUUAGGGAGGGCUCGGUGCAGAACUCCCAAGCAACUGAGGAGCAGGUUGCCCAAGACACUAAACACAUCCCAGCUGCACUUUCUCUGGCAUUAGCAGACCCUCAGCCAGAUGUUGACACCUAUUGCCAGCAGAGGGCAGCAGGCAUAGGUUGCGACACUUCUUUCCAGGCAGUGCCAACACAAUCUCCUGUGGCAACCAGUGACUCCUCUGGACCUGCCCAUUGGGGCCUGGCUCCUGAGUGUGACGGGCAAGACAGGAAAGGACUGACUAUUCAGGAAUCAAGUGGAGCCGGCAAGGACGACCAACCCCAGAGUGAGGUUGGAGCCAAGGCUGCUGCGCUGGAAUCUAAGACAACCAGGGACACUGGGCCUGAGGAAACCACCAAAGAGCCAGAGAGUGCAAAGUAUCUGUCCGGAGAAUUACCUGGCUUGGAAAGUCUGUGUGGUACAAGGGAUCCAGCUGGUCCCAAAGACCCAGUGAGUGCCAUGGUUCUAGCUAGUGCUGAAGAGCCACUUGGUGCCAGGGACAGAGCAGACUCUCAAGAUCUGGCCAGUGCUGCAUACCCAGUUGCUGUUUCAGAGCAUGCUGGUUCCAAUCCAAAAUCAAGAGGGGAAUUGCUACUCAGUGCCAGGGAUCCUGAAGAUCAAGUGAGUUCUGAAGAUCCAGUUUGUGCCACAUCCAUUUCUGAUGACCCCUCUGUGACUGGCAGCUCAGGCUGCCCCACGGACUGGAUGGGAUACGGCACUGAUAAUCUGGAGACUCCCCAUCCCACCACUGAGACCCCAAUUGAGAGAGAGAUCCGUCUCCAUCAGGAACGGGAAGAGCUCCUGCGUCGAGAAAGGGGCCUGGCCAGCCCUUGGGGCACCCAGGAGUAUGUGGAGGUGCACAUCAGGCCUAUCCUGAACCAGAGUGUGGUAUCCUCCAUGUUGCCUAAGGAGAAGGAGCGCCAGUGGGCCGGUGCCCAGAUGCAUCGAGAGAUCCAGAGAGAGUGUCAGCGUGAAGAAGACCUUGUGCAGCUGGGGAAGGUCAGGGGGGCCUAUGACCGUGGCACAUCACAAGAGAUGCAGGAGAAGAAGAUGAUAUUUGAACAGCAUUUCAGCUCAGAGCCAUUGGUCCCAAGGAAGGCGGCAUGCAACAGCCCUGGAGCAAUGAGGGGACCAUCUUUUGCUGAAGCCAACACUGCAGCCAAUGUGGUCAUCUUGGACUCUGAGGCUCUACUACAACCCCAACGGGCCCAGGCAGAGAGGACCCCUGCCGCAGCCAACCCCUUCUUCUGCUCACGUGCCAGAAGUCCCCAGUUUCUGCUGGAGCAGGAGGUACAGGAGGCUCAGGAACGAGAGUGGGAGCUGCAGAAGCAGAGGUACAACCUGUAUGGCGCAGCACUGCCCUGUCAGGCUGCAGAUCAGGAUAAGGAGAUCCCUACCCAACCAGAGAGACCUUCCUGCAAGAAGCUGGAUGUCACCUGGCCCCCUCCAAGCCCUUCUGAGAUUUCUCAGGUGAAUGGCCUCCAUCAGCUGGAGAGAAGCCCUCGAAUCCUUCGUCGCCAGAGGAGUGCCUUAAUCCAGCGCUGGGAGUCCGGGGCUGUUGGCAACCAGGAAAGUGAGGAUUAGGGGCUGCCAGAGCAAGCAGUAGCACUGAGUUGCAUCUCCAGUGAUAAGACAAACAUGGGGCUCCCCAGUGCCUCCCUUAGCUUUGCACAAGCACAGCUCAUUGUGUGCCCCUCAAGCACAUCUCAGGAGCUGAUCACAUAUUCUUUCCACUCAGCCGUUUGAUUUCACAAAAAUGUUCAAAAGGAAGUCUGCGUAACCAGUCUGAUCAGAAGGUAGAGAGAAUGUUUAUAGCUGGCUGCUUUCUUCCAUGUUUUAUUUUGGAACAAAGAGAAGAGAGACUAAAGGAUGGGCUCCAAAGCAUUACUAUUCAUAUUUGUUUCUUGUUCAUGUAGGUACAUGUGGAUGGACACCGAUUUCUCAUUCCAAGGGCUUUUCACAUACAGGUCUUUGCUAGGUUUGUCCUACAUUUGGUCUGCUUUGGGCAGCCACACAUAGAGGUUACAGGUGAAUCCAGGGAGGAGUGGGGAGGCACACACAGGGGGCAGCUGCACUUGGGUGUGCGUGCAUGUAGAGGAGCUGUCCUGCGCCAGCAACACUCUGUCCUGUCCAGGUCCGGUAGAGGGCCAAAACUCUGGGCAGACUUGUGCCUCUGGGUAUGUAUCCUCAGGGGAGUGGCGACAUCAGAGCACCAGUUUCUCUAAGACUUUUGUUUUGUCCUCAGAUAUGCCCAUAUUUGAACAAGUGGUUUUGUCCCUGGGUACUCAAACUCUGUACAAAAAAGUAUUGUAGCAACUAGUCCACAGGUAGUUUAUGCUACCUCAUUUCUGGGGAUGAAACAUGACAAAAAUUUACCCUGA
Molecule: messenger RNA, 3832 nt
Organism: Rhineura floridana
Lineage: Eukaryota; Metazoa; Chordata; Lepidosauria; Squamata; Rhineuridae
Gene: MISP3
Product: MISP family member 3
Exons: 4
Coding region: 390-3035 (881 amino acids)
Source: RefSeq, a predicted model, not a curated record